GCUCCUCGAGGACAUCUUUCUCCGCCUCGACGAAUCCGCCGACCUCUCCUGCGCCUCCGCCUCCUGCGCCUCCUGCCGCCGCAUCGUCUCCGCGGGCAGCUUCCUCCGCCGAUUCAGGCGCAGCCGACGCGCCGCUCGGCCCCGGCCGCUCGCGCCCUUGCGCGAGCCACCGACUUCACCUUCUCCUUCCUCCCCGACCCCAGGCGCUGGCGCGUCCGCGACGCCCGCGUCCUCCUCGCCCGGACUGCCGCUUCAUGGGUCAUCCUCGACGACUUCAUGGUCUACGACCCCUUGCACCGCCAGUACGUCCAGAUCCCGCCCAUCCCCGGCGACCUAGCGGCGUUUACACGGCACCCUGGCAGCCGGCUCUACGAGACCUAUUUCGAGCCCUUCCUCGCUCCAGCUGCCUGGGAGGAGGAGGAUGAAUCAUCACUCCGUGUGUUCUGCAAUGUGAUGUCCAAAGUCAAGGUUGUGACCUUUGUCUUCUCUUUAGUCACCGGAAUGUGGCAAGCCGUCGCAUCUUUUAGCAUUGGAACCCAUGAAUGGAUAAGACACCCUAUAUUGAUGAAUUGUCAUUGCGCGCACAGCUGCUUCUACUGGACAGAUUAUUGUCAGAGGGUUAUGCUCGUGCUGGACACGCUUGAAAUGAAUUUCUCCGUGGUUGACCUCCCCCCUGAAAGCAAAGGGAAAGAUAAAAGCAUUGUGGGGGCAGCAGAUGGCAGGCUUGGUUUGCUAAUUCUUCAUGAUUUUGAGUUCCACCUCUAUAGUAAGACUAGGCAAGACAAUGGUGUUGGCACAGAAGAGUGGCGGCACGACAAUACAAUUCCCUUGCCCAACUGUUACUGGUCCAUCUCAAAUGGAGGUGCAUCCGAGGGCUAUGUACUCGUACGAGGGAUUCCACGAGAUCAAUACCACUCCGGUAAAUUUCCUGAGAAAAAACCAGAUGCGCAAUAUUUCACACUGCAGCUCAAGACAUUGCUGUUUGAGAGGCUGUGUGUGUUGAAAUUUGAAACUAGUCACGAUUACUUGUAUGCAAGCUUCCCACCACCAUUGUCACCGCCAAGCAUAUGAAAUGUGAUGGUCUUCUCUCCCUUGACAUAUUCUUUAGCACUUCUCAAGGUGAUGCAGCAUCGCCAUGAGUUGGCAACACCUGUCUGAUGGUUUUGACAAUAUGGUGCAAGAGCAAGACAAUAUCUGCUACUGGCAAUGUUGACAUCUGUUUAUAGGUUUAUCAGCUGCUCCUCAGACUACCCAUUUGAGGCGCUGAGGUUUCUGUAGUAGAGCUGGAGGUUUGUCGAGUGGAAUUCCUCGUACAAUUUCUGAAUGAAAUGAAUGCAACUGUAAUAAGUAGCUUUUGAUACUGCAUGGUGAAUGAGCUCUGAAGGCCUGUGUCAGCAGCCUGCCUUGAUCUCAAUGCGCGAAAUCCAGUUUCCGUAAAUCUGAUAGUGAUCGCAACUGAA
Setaria italica (foxtail millet) is the source of this 1460-nucleotide messenger RNA. RefSeq lists its product as uncharacterized. The transcript is spliced from 3 exons. The record is from RefSeq and is a predicted model, not a curated record. NCBI's taxonomy places the organism in Eukaryota, Viridiplantae, Streptophyta, Magnoliopsida, Poales, Poaceae. The coding region runs from base 277 to 1071 and encodes 264 amino acids.